Plasmodium gonderi is the source of this 3144-nucleotide messenger RNA. Its product is annotated as 2-oxoglutarate dehydrogenase E1 component, mitochondrial precursor. The record is from RefSeq and is a predicted model, not a curated record. The coding region runs from base 1 to 3144 and encodes 1047 amino acids. The transcript is spliced from 2 exons. Gene Ontology annotation, cellular component: mitochondrion; oxoglutarate dehydrogenase complex. Gene Ontology annotation, biological process: tricarboxylic acid cycle. NCBI's taxonomy places the organism in Eukaryota, Apicomplexa, Aconoidasida, Haemosporida, Plasmodiidae. Gene Ontology annotation, molecular function: oxoglutarate dehydrogenase (succinyl-transferring) activity; thiamine pyrophosphate binding.
AUGAGGAAAAUAUUGAACUCAAACAAAUUAUUGAAGGAAAAUGGAAAUCUUAUAAAGAGAAGGAUACACACAGGCUGGUCACCCAAUAAUGAUAAUUUCAAUCCAAGUAUGGCAUCAUAUAUAGAAGGAGUAUACAGAAUAUGGAGACAAGAUAGGAAUUCUCUCCAUAAAUCAUGGGACGUGUACUUCGAAGAAAUGUCAGACAACGGAGGGUUGUACAUGAAAAGGUCAGCAGAAAUUAUGCACAUGAUGAAAGAAGGAAAGGCUGAGAGAAAGAGUAGAAUGGAAGGAACGCAUGCCAUGGAGAAAAAGCACAAUGGUAAAGACUUACGAAUUACAUAUGUUAAUAAAGAAAUGUUAGAUAAGGGAAGAGGAGGAAAUAUUUACGACAUUGCACGUAUAGUUCAACUUAUUCGAUGGUAUCAAAAGAAAGGGCAUCUUUAUGCAAAGAUAAAUCCACUACCUUUGCCAAAUAUGGCACCUUACAGUAGUGUAGUGAACGAAAAUGAUAAGAAGAAAAUGUAUUAUACAGAUUUUGGGUUCACAGAAGAUGACUUAGAUGCAGAAUUUUCUUUGGAUUUACCUUCAAUAACUGGUUUUUGUAGAAAUGGAGAGAAAAAAAAAAGUACACUGAGAAGUUUAAUUGAUAGAUUAGAAGAGACAUACUGUGGAACUAUUGGAUUUGAAUAUAUGCAUAUAACAGACGAGAAUGUUGUUAAUUAUAUAGUGAAGAGAAUAGAACAGGAUCGAAAAUUUCAAUAUGACAAUCGAAUGAAGAGAAAGAUAUUAGAAAACACUGCUAGAGCUUUCAUAUUUGAAAAUUACAUGGCAGCAAAAUUUGCAACCACGAAAAGAUUUGGAAUUGAUGGAUGUGAAACACUUAUCACAGGAAUGAAAGCACUAAUUGCACGUGCAGCAAUGUUACAUAUUGAUAGUGUUCUGAUGAGUAUGUCUCAUAGAGGGAGGUUAAAUGUUCUUUUUAAUGUUUUACAUAAGCCAUUAGAAAACAUGAUGUCAGAAUUUAGAGGGAAAACUGGAUUUACUGAUAAUGUUUGGGGUAAUACAGGAGAUGUAAAAUAUCACUUAGGUGUUGAGAUUGAUCAUUUUGAUAAAGAAUCGAAUAGAUAUAUUCACAUGGGAAUUGUAGACAAUUCUUCACAUUUAGAAUCUGUAGAUCCUAUAUUGAUGGGUCAAGCUAGAGCACAACAAUAUUAUUGUAACGAUAUAGAAAAGAAAAAAGUCCUUCCUAUUACAAUACAUGGAGAUGCAUCUAUAGCUGGACAAGGAAUUGCUUAUGAAACUUUUCAAAUGUCUAAAUUGCCAAGUUAUAAUGUUGGUGGAACUAUACACAUUGUUGUGAAUAAUCAAAUUGGAUUCACAACAUACCCAGUAGAUGCAAGAUCUGGAAAAUAUUGCACUGACAUAGCCAAAUGUAUUGACAUUCCAAUCAUUCAUGUGAAUGCAGAUGAUCCAGAAGCAGUAACCUAUGUAUUCGAAUUGACAUUAGAUAUAAGAAAUAAAUUUCACAUAGACACAAUUAUUGAUAUUGUUGGUUAUAGACGUUAUGGGCAUAAUGAGUUAGAUAUGCCAAAAUUUACGAACCCACUUUUGUAUGAUAUAAUAGCUAGACAUGAAUCCGUUUUGGAUCUAUACAGUAAAAAGCUAAUCAAUGAAAAGGUAAUUACACUUGAUGAAUUUGAAAAAAACAAAACAAGUAUUUAUAAUUUAUACGAAGAAGUAUAUGAAAAAUCGAAAUCAUUUAUUCCUUCUCCUAAAGAUAAAUAUCUACCACAAUGGGAACAUAUGGUUACUCCUCAAAAAUUUUCUCCAUCUAGAAAAACAGGUGUUGAAAAAAAAGUUCUACUUGAUUUGGGAAAGCAAAUAUUCACAUUAAGAGAUAAUUUCCAUGCACAUCCGAUUAUAACAAAAUUGUUUAAAAGUCGUUUAGACAGUUUAGAUACAGGGAAGAACAUAGAUUUUGGAACAGCUGAAUUGUUAGCAUAUGCAACUCUCUUAUCUGAUGGAUUCCAUGCAAGAUUAAGUGGGCAAGAUUCACAGAGAGGUACAUUUUCUCAUAGACAUGCAGUUCUUCAUGAUCAAGUUACUUACGAGUCGUACAACAUUUUCGAUUCUUUAAAAACACCUCAUAGUAUAGAAGUAAAUAAUUCACUUCUAUCUGAAUAUGCAGCAUUAGGGUUCGAAAUUGGAUACAGUUAUGAACAUCCAGAUGCACUAGUUGUAUGGGAAGCUCAAUUUGGAGAUUUUGCAAAUGGUGCACAAGUUAUGAUAGAUAAUUACAUAGCUUCUGGAGAAACAAAAUGGAACAAGCAAUCAGGAAUUGUUAUGUUUCUACCUCAUGGUUAUGAUGGUCAAGGGCCAGAACAUUCCUCUGCUCGUAUUGAACGGUUUUUACAACUUUGUGAUGAUAGAGAAGAUAUAGCAACAUAUUCAGUGGAAAAAGAUAAAACGAUUAUUCAACAACAUAAUAUGCAAGUUAUUAAUUGUACUAAACCAUCGAAUCUUUUUCAUGCACUUAGACGACAGAUGCAUCGAUCAUUUAGAAAACCUUUAAUUGCUAUUACUCCAAAAAAAAUGUUAAAAAUGAGAAUGGCUUUUGAUGUUAUUGAAAAUUUUCUUACAUCUACCGAAUUUAGGCCAUAUUUGCCUGAACAGCAAGGUCAUAAAUUAAAUCCAAAGGAAGAAAUUAAAAGAAUUAUCUUAUGUUCUGGGCAAGUCUACUAUGAUUUAUUAAAUUAUAGAGACACUAAUAAGAUCAAAAAUGUUGCUAUUUCUACCAUAGAACAGUUAUCACCUUUCCCUUUUAAGCAAUUUAUGAAUGAUUUACAAACUUAUCCAAAUUUGAGGGAUGUUAUUUGGGUUCAAGAAGAACAUAUGAACAUGGGUCCUUGGUUUUACGUAUCUCGUCGAAUAGAAGCUGCCAUCAAACAGUUAAAAACAGACAACACAAAAUGGAAUAUUGAGAUACCUCAGGUUAACUACUCCGGAAGGGAUGUGUACGCUGCACAAUCUGCUGGUGAUCUAAAUUUGCAUCUCUAUCAGCUAGACGAGUUCUUGCUUGAUGCCUUUGAUUUGUCCAAAAGUCACAACAUGCAUGCGCAUAAGUAUACUUCUCUCCUUCCUUAG